AUGUUGACUUCCGCUCUCUUUUUGCUCGCCUCGCUCGGCUUGGCUCAAUCAGCGACCCUCGAGGAUCUCUACCUUGAGAACGCGCCCUCCGCGCCUCGUCCGUAUGUGAUUCCGCAUUACGCGAACUCACAUGCCGUUGCGGUGGGGGAUCAGGUGUAUCGCUUCACGGUCACUGGCCCGUCCUCCGACAAUGCCUUCACCUUGAUGAGCACCAAUGCGCCGUCCAGCUCAUCGCUGGGCGUUCUGCCCCACGUGCACCAGAAGCACUACGAGAACUUCUUCAACUUCAAGGGUAGCUUCCAGCUCUGGGCCCAAAAGGAUGCCGCCGAGCAACAGGCGCGUCUUUUGACAGCUGGAGACUAUGGAUCGGUGCCCCGAAACACCACCCAUACAUUCCAAAUUUUGGAUCCUGACACUGAGAUGGUUGGAGUGAUUGUUCCUGGUGGCUUUGAGGACCUUUUCUACGCCCUCGGAACCAACUAUACCUCCGACACCGGCACCCCCUAUGUCCCCGCUCACUCCAACAGCUCAUCAUCCCCCGAUUCGAGCGUCAUCUCUUCGCUGCAGAAGUUUGACGUAUAUGCCAAGCUCGGCUUUGAGCCCCGGCGUGAUCUGGUCAAUGGUACCGCUCCCAUUGACAAUUCGGAAUGGCACACCGGCGAUAACGCCCUUGGAACCCCCGGCAAGCCGUACUUUGUCGCCAACGGAUAUGGUCCCAAGUACUUGAACUCCAAGUUUGGCUAUCAGGUCGUCCAGCCGUUCGUGACCUCCAAGCAGGCCCAGGAUACCAACUACACCCUUUCGACCAUCUCCCUCAACCGCCAGACCAAGGACAAUGCCCCCACUUACACCCUGAAUGGCGCCACCGCCUUCGAGGUGAUUGAGGGUGUCCUCAAGAUCCAAAUUGGCGAUUACCCCGUGGCUACCCUGUACACCGGUGAUGUUGCGUUUGUGCCUAUCGGUGUGUCCUUCACUUACUACACUGAAGUGGCUUUCACCAAGGUGUUGUAUGUUGCCAGUGGUAGCAACGGAGUGGAUUCGCAAUUGAUCAAGGGCGGGAAGGCCUGGAACUGGGUCACUUUCCCUACCCACUAG
Penicillium salamii is the source of this 1095-nucleotide messenger RNA. The record is from the annotation of a GenBank genome assembly. Lineage: Eukaryota; Fungi; Ascomycota; Eurotiomycetes; Eurotiales; Aspergillaceae.